UCAUAAAAUUGAAGGCUGGAUUGCUGAAAUUGUUGAGAUGGAAAUGGUUGUACUUGUUUUGAAUAAAAGAAAAUUGCUUUUGUUUCCUUAUUUGAUCUGAUGCGUGUGUGAGUCUGUUGUGCAGAGAGGGAAACAGAGACACUGAACCAUGCUCGUCAGCUGGUCUACCGUAACGAUCAUAACCUAAGCCCUCAACCCGCCCCCAACCUAGGAUGCUGUCAACCAAUAGCAUCAGGGGGCUAUCGUGCUGCAAGUAGCAUGGGAGACCCAACAAUGCAUGCAAGGUUCCCAAGAUACAUGUCGGGUUCGGGUUCGGCUUCAUCUUCGUUCCAUCUACCGACUCCACCACCGCCGCAGCUGCAACUGCAUCAACCAUCUCACCAUCUCUUGAUAGCCUCACCUCCGGCACCACCACCACCACUUUCUUUUCCAGCAGCGCCGUAUUCCCACCACCAUCAUGCGGUGGUGAACGACUACUAUGUGGGUCAUGUUCUGGGCAGCAGCACCAAGAAUCACGCCCUGAAUGACUGCACUUGCAUUGGGGCACCCGUAGGACAAGCAUUGGUGGGUGGUGGCAAAGACAGGUCACUGCAGAAUCCUCAGGAGGAGACGUUGAAUUGGGGAAGGGGCUACUCAGGAACACAGCAGCUAUUGGAUACUCCUUCAGCGAUCAAUCGGUGUCACGAAGGGUUUCAAUGAGUGGUGACGAUUUUAUUAUGCAUCACAAAAGACAUGCUAUUCAGAUAGAGAGAGACUUAACGAACUGACACAUGGGGUCAUGAAGGGGAAAAGAAAUAGAGAGAGAAGUGGGUUUUGCUUUCAUACUUAAUUAAUGGACACAGCUUUUGAGC
Molecule: messenger RNA, 851 nt
Organism: Vigna unguiculata (cowpea)
Lineage: Eukaryota; Viridiplantae; Streptophyta; Magnoliopsida; Fabales; Fabaceae
Molecular function (GO): DNA-binding transcription factor activity
Source: RefSeq, a predicted model, not a curated record